Molecule: messenger RNA, 1771 nt
Organism: Suillus subalutaceus
Lineage: Eukaryota; Fungi; Basidiomycota; Agaricomycetes; Boletales; Suillaceae
Product: kinase-like domain-containing protein
Exons: 6
Coding region: 73-1584 (503 amino acids)
Biological process (GO): protein phosphorylation
Molecular function (GO): ATP binding; protein kinase activity
Source: RefSeq, a predicted model, not a curated record
ACAAGCCAUCAGUACACCGAUCUCUCGCUCAUUAACAGCAUUCUCUGUCUUGUCCUCAUACUGAUCAUCACCAUGUUAACUGGCGAUCGCCUCUGUCUUGGCCCAAAGGUCACUCUGAAGUUGACUACUCUUCCAUCUCCAUCAGAACCACAACUAGUGUACUCGGGGUCAUGUACAUCUGGGCCAUCACGUCCUCAGGAUGCGGUCCCUGUCAAAAUCGACAUUUCCCCCCGCGAAGAACAGCACACCGAGCGCCUCCAGGACUCCAGCUCUUUUGGAAGUUCUGCCUCAGCACUUCCCCCACGAGAGAAAUUGGCAAGCCUUACAAAUGCACUUCAAAAACCCUGGGCUGGUUCUUAUGCACCUGAUAUUACGCCUCUGCCUAUCGCCGUCCCUCCCGUGGAGUCACGGUCCGGUGUCUCAGAGGAUAUUAACCUGGCGAAUCUCUCUCGUGGACUUCAACAUCCUUCUGACUGCAAGCCGAUCGGCCCUUCUCCAGUUCCUGCUCGGGCUUCGAUGCCAUCCGUUCGAGGCCCCUUUCGUAAGUUAUGCAUGCUGCAACAAGGAGGUUUUGCUACGGCUUGGGCAGCUGAAGACAUUUCAUCGGGACGUUUGCUGUGUCUGAAGGUUUUUCGAAAAAAACGUCUCAAGUACAAUCGUACAGAAGAGGGUCUUUUGAACGAGCUGGAUGUCUACAAGCACAUCGCGUCUGAGCAGGAGACUUGUCCUGCAGGAAAAAUGUUCCUGAUGGAACUAGAAAUGUCUUUUCAAACAAGGCGUGACAUCUGUUUCGCCAUGGAAUUGAUGGCAAAUGAUUUACUUUAUUAUAUGACUCGUGAAUCGGCAUACUGCGGCGCGAAUGCUCGAAGGUGGAGUGCGCAGAUAGCUCUUGGUAUCAAUGCUCUCCACUGUAUGGGCAUCAUUCAUCGAGACAUCAAAGCUGAAAAUAUCUUAAUCGAUAUACAAGAGAACGUGCGGAUUGCUGAUUUCGGCCUCUGUUAUAUGCACAAUGAACCCUUGGAUCGACGGAUGGCAUUAUUCGUCGGACGUGACGGGAACCACCCAGUGUAUGGCGCCCGAAAUGCUGCACAACAGGAGAAAUCCGCGUCCUACGAAAUAUGGAAUCACCGUAGACUUGGUGGUCUUUUGGGUGCGUUCUUUAUGAGCUUGUCUCUCCUAGCCAUCAGCCACUCUUUGCCACAGGGAAGGCUACAAUUGAUUAUGUUACUUGGCACCGCAGACCAUCCAACACGGUCAAGUUGUUCCCCGCAUUUGAGCAAGCUUGAUUCAUCUGUCGCUAGUUUGGUUGCAGGGUUGCUCAGACCUUUAGCCCUGAUGCGAUAUGGGUUUGAAGACCUCACGAUGCACGCAUGGUUUGAGAACAAUGACAUGUCAGAAUUUCAUGACGCGCACGAUCGUGCUCUUCGGCGUGUCGAAUGGCCACAUAUGCGACCAAACUUGCAGGGACAGACCAAAGCAGCGGUGAUCUUGACCCCUCUUACCGCUUGGCCUGGUGGUCGUCGGUCAAAACGCUUGCUAGAUGUAGAUUGGAUGAACCCCAGCCGGUCUGGAGUUGUUUCUUAGUUCUUUUCAUUACCGAGGUCAUCAUUUCGAGUUCUGCAUUCCACUACGACCCCCAUCAAGAAUUUCUUGCUACAAAUGAUUCCUAAAUGUACCUUCAGCGAUGUAGACUCACCUUGUAGUCCCCGUCUUUUUGUUCUUUGCAUACACCUUGCAACCAAUGAUAUAUAUGUAUGUCUCUUGAGCCACA